Molecule: messenger RNA, 1593 nt
Organism: Mycena citricolor
Lineage: Eukaryota; Fungi; Basidiomycota; Agaricomycetes; Agaricales; Mycenaceae
Source: the annotation of a GenBank genome assembly
GACGUCUUCUUCCCUCCUACUUUCCGCUUUAUGCGCCCUCUAAGCCUCCAUAGCUCUGCGCUCAACGAUGAAGAGUACUCUGUUUUCACCGAGAACCUGGCCUCGCUCCUGGACACCGAUGCCGACAAUGCGGAAUCUCAGACAAUGACCCUCCGUGAGGUCCGUGCGUGGAUGCGCGGGCGCUACCCUAGAUUACCGGCGGCCACUAUCGAUAUGAUUCUUGCGUUAUUCCCCUCAAAGGAUACUCUCAGUGGAGGCGAAUUUUUUGCGGCUCAGCGCCUCGUGUCGCAUGUAGAGGCAGGGAAGGGGAUAGACCGUGCUCUUGCAUUCGUGCAAGUGCAUCCCGGCUCCACAUCAACGACUGUCCCACCCUCGGCUCCCGCAGUAACGGUUCCGCAGCCAAAGGAUAGCAUUGAUUCCAGCUCUGCGACCUCCGAGCAGCGACGCAAUCCAUUCAUACCGCCCACCUCAACGCUCACAAGAUCGAAAACCGCUCCCACUUCAUCUCGUGCCCCGAUAUUACCUCCGCGGAGAGCCCCUGCGCCUCCCGUCGCGCCUUCUCCACCCCCUCGGCACCCUCCUCUGCCGCCGUUACCCCCACGGUCAAACAGUCCGCAAAAACCUGCACAUGUCACAUCGACAUUGAUGAAGCAGAGCCUGCAGGCGUCGAAAGCGGGCCAAUGGAUGAAGCAGGGACAGGCCCGACUCGAACAGGAGCGGGUUCUCCAAGUUCUGCGCAGCACAACAUCAACGCCCCGUCAAAACGUGUCCUCUGUCGACGAUGACACAACAUCGUCUUCAUCGGACGGCAGCCGCAGCCGGGGCAAAGCUCGGUCCAUCCCUGCGAGUGUGAGCUCACUAGAGCAGGUCGCACUCGCCUCUCCGUCUCCUGCGCUCCAGCGAGCGUUCGACGACGCAUACGCCGACCCCGUCCUCCCCCCACCCACCCAUCCUGAUCGCAAACCGAGUGCUUCGCUGUCUUCGAGAGCGUCAGCGUCUUCCCGGGCGUCAGCGUCCUCGAGUACGUCAUCUCGCUUACGCUCGUCUCCCGAACGACCAGAAAAGCCUCGCCCCCCUCCGAAGCCCGCAUCCAUAUCAUUAUCCCAUUCGCAGUCCCAUCCCGGGAUGCGGCUGACACGGUCAAAUUCGCUGCGACCCUCGCCUCCACCGCCGGUGCCGAGACCCGGACGCGUGCGCCCGGAGAGCGUCCACGCACUCCUGAACGGGAUCGGCACGCUGCGGCUGGCGGAAUCGCCGUUUGGGGACCCUGUGAAAACGGGGCGAGGGGAAGAGCGUGAGGGACUGGUAUCCCGGCACGGCGCAGAAUCCGAUUCGUCCGAUUCUGACGACGAGCAUGACGCGUGGCGACGUCCGCUUGAUUCUGAUCUCACACCACAGGCGAAAGAGGUCUUGGAGCGCGACUCGCUGAAGUGGCCGGUCGAUGUCCAAAGGGAGGGCUGGCGUCCAUUGUGAUCCGAUACUCUUACCUACCGAUUACCAUCAAUGUAUUCGCUAUUUUCUCCAGACUGCAGUGCAUAUGAUUUGUCAAGUGCAUUGAGUGUUCAGAUGAUGUGCGUAAAAAUGCAAUUUGAC